UUGUUACAAUUUUGUUCAAGUUUUCUUGUUCUGCUUCUCUAUUCGAUUCAUUGGAUUCCAUGAUUUGAUCUCUCAGACACUGUUAAAGCUCACUGUUUUUGGUUUUUUUUAUCAGUCGAUGUUCAUGUUCGGCUUGUGUUUAGAUCCUUGCGGCUUACGGUUGAAACUUCAAUAGCCCUGCGCCUCAAGUGGUCUUGAUAGAGCUUGAUUUAUUUUACUUUUUCUUUUUCCCCCGGCUUCAAGGUCAAAAGGCUCAGAUACUUUAUAUUUAACGUUUCAAGUGGAAUCAUGAUAUUGUUCACAUUUUCUUCUUAUAAAAUUUGACAUGAGGAAUUUGUGGGCGGUUUCUGGGUUUCUUUCUCGUGGGUAUAGUUUUUCUAUCUUUGUGAAUGUCAGAAUGUCUAUUUUGGUGAGGUCUGGCUGGCUACCUAGACGCUAGCCGCCAAGGGGUGGUGGCUUCAAUGGCAUCUUCUCGUUUGGCUGGAGGAUUAGCGCAGUCUUCAUCGAGUUCUGGGAUUUUCUACCAAGGAGAAGGGCAGUCUUCAGCUAUUGUUAAUUCCCACUUGAGCCAAUCAUUUGCAAAUUCAUCGAGUUCAAUUCCAGGAACUGGAUGUUCUGAUUUUGGUCCAGUUUCCGGAGACAUGAAUAAUGCAGUUUUAAACAGUGUGGCAAAUUCAGGACCCAGUGUGGGUGCAAGUUCAUUGGUUACUGAUGCAAACUCUUCGCUUUCAGGAGGGCCACAUUUGCAAAGGAGUGCAAGCAUCAAUACGGAGUCAUACAUGCGCUUGCCUGCAUCGCCUAUGUCAUUCAAUUCAAAUAACAUUAGUGUGUCCGGUUCCUCAGUUAUAGAUGGAUCCUGCGUGGUGCAGCAAAAUUCUCAACAGGACCAAAAUGUCCAACACAUUCAGCAACAGGCACAGCAAGGUGCUUCACAUGCCACAUCAUUUCCAACAUCACAAAUAGGCCAAGUACCACUUCCCCUGGGUGCAAAAUUUCAGGUGUCUUUCAUUCCAGAUCCAAAUAAUUAUUCUCAGAUGCAGAAGAAACCACGACUGGAUAUAAAGCAGGAAGAUGUGCUGCAACAGCAAGUUUUGCAGCAGCUAUUUCAGAGACAGGAUUCCAUGCAUCUGCAAAACAGUAACUCGCAGUUACAAGCUUUAUUUCAACAACAAAGAAUGCGACAACAGCAACAGAUUUUGCAGUCUCUACCUCAGUACAGAGCUCAGUUUCAGCAGCAGCAGCAGCAGAUACAGUUGAGGCAGCAAUUGCAACAACCGCAGGCAAUGCAGCCAGUAUCACCCAUGAAGCGCCCAAUUGAUGGUGGUGUUUGUUCUCGUCGGAUGAUGCAAUAUUUAUAUCAUCAGCGGCAAAGGCCUCCUGAGAAUAGUAUAGCCUACUGGAGAAAGUUUGUGGCAGAGUAUUACUCUCCUCGUGCGAAGAAAAGAUGGUGCUUGUCAUUGUACGAGAAUGUUGGCCACCAUGCUCUUGGUGUGUUUCCCCAGGCAGCUAUGGAUGCGUGGCACUGCGACAUCUGUGGCUCCAAAUCAGGAAGGGGAUUUGAGGCCACAUUUGAAGUUCUCCCAAGACUCAACGAGAUCAAAUUUGGAAGUGGAGUUAUGGAUGAGCUUUUAUUUCUGGACCGUCCACAUGAAAGGAGCUUUCCUUCUGGAAUUAUGAUGUUAGAAUAUCGAAAAGCAAUUCAAGAGAGUGUAUAUGAGCAACUUCGUGUUGUUCGUGAGGGUCAUCUUCGUAUCAUAUUCACACAAGACUUGAAGAUUUUGUCUUGGGAAUUUUGUGCACGGCGUCAUGAAGAACUUCUUCCACGUAGGUUGGUUGCACCUCAGGUGAAUCAGCUGUUACAGGUUGCCCAGAAAAGCCAAAGCACAAUUGCUGAAAGUGGUCCUGAUGGUGUCUCUCAGAAAGAUUUGCAGGCAAAUAGCAAUAUGGUACUGACGGCUGGUCGUCAGCUUGCUAAAAGUCUGGAGUUGCAGUUGCUGAAUGACUUGGGUUUCUCUAAAAGAUACGUGAGAUGCUUGCAGAUAUCAGAGGUUGUCAACAGAAUGAAAGAUCUGAUUGGCUUCUGCCGAGAUCAAAAAGUUGGGCCUAUUGAGGGCUUGAAAAAUUAUCCCAGACAUGCCACUGCAGCCAAGCUCCAGAUUCAGAAAAUGCAGGAGAUGGAGCAAUUAGCAAGCAUUCAAGGUCUUCCCACAGAUCGCAACACAAUGAAUAAGCUGAUGGCAAUGCAUUCUGAGCUUGAUAAUCAUGGGAUUAACAACCAUCAAAUGAUUGGUCGAGGAGGUAUGAGUGGUUCACAAGCCGCUUUGGCACUGACUACAUACCAGAAUAUGCUCAUGAGACAAAGCUCUAUGAAUUCCAACCCGAGCCCACACCAACAGGAGGCCUCGUCUUCUUUCAAUAAUGCCAACUAUAAUCCAUCCCCUACACUCCAUGGGACUGCAUCUUUGAUGCCUGGAUCUAUACAGAACUCCUCUGUCGGUGGCUUUUCAAGCGUUCAGCAAACCUUGCAAAAGCAAUCGCAGCAGCUGCAGCAGCAUCCACCGAAUACUGGCUCCUUGGUCCAACAAAAUCAUCCUCAGACAAUUCAAGGUAGCCAGGCCAUACAACAACAGAUGAUCCAACAACUACUGCAGAUAUCAAGUAACAGUAAGAGUGGUGGUGCACAACAGCAGCCCCUGACCGGACCAAUUGCAAAUAGAAGUUUGGGAAGAAGGGGUAUGAGUUUUGUGGGCAAUAGUACAUCAGUUGUAGCUGGGAGCAAUGCCCCUGGCCCGAGUAGAAGCAAUAGCUUCAAAGCUGCUUCAAAUAACGAGUCCUCGGCUGGUAACAGUGGAUUCAAUCAGAAGGCUUCUGAUUUGCAGCAAGAUCUUCCUCUGCCCGAGGGUCUGGUAGAAGAUAUAGGCCAAGAUUUCCCUGAAAAUGGGUUUAUGAACAAUGACCUUGACGAGGAUUUGGGUUAUGUCUGGAAGGCUUGACUAACAUAAUUUGGCUGGCAUUGUUGGGCCCUUUCCCGAAAUAUGGUUAAGAAAACUGUACAGGAUGAUAAAUCUGAUGAAGUAGUUGGGUCCUUUUUGUUCCCUCCCUAUUUCCCCCUCGUAAUCUGUGGCUUUGCUGUGCAUCAUUUGAUUUGAAUGCCUCGAUGAAAGCUCCCCGCCGUUGGUACUGCUGGAUGUGGAGAUGCUCUCUGUCAACUCCUCGCUGAUUUAGCACUGCUCUUUGGGGCUUUCGUUCCAUGGUUCCAAGUUUAAUCAUUUGACAUGGAAACUCUAAAAACAACCUUGGCAACUACCUUAGUUUCCUGUUACUCUAUUUUUAUCUUAAAUCCGUUUAGUUUAACGUGAAUUGUGCAUUUUUGUCCGAAAGAUCAACUAAGGAACUGCCCUGGUGAAUGUUCACUUUCAUUUCA
Messenger RNA from Cucurbita maxima (winter squash), 3424 nucleotides. Its product is annotated as probable transcriptional regulator SLK2. Lineage: Eukaryota; Viridiplantae; Streptophyta; Magnoliopsida; Cucurbitales; Cucurbitaceae. The record is from RefSeq and is a predicted model, not a curated record. The transcript is spliced from 10 exons. Bases 462 to 2993 code for a protein of 843 amino acids. Gene Ontology annotation, biological process: negative regulation of transcription by RNA polymerase II; positive regulation of transcription by RNA polymerase II. Gene Ontology annotation, cellular component: transcription regulator complex; nucleus.